Xenopus tropicalis (tropical clawed frog) is the source of this 1441-nucleotide messenger RNA. RefSeq lists its product as uncharacterized. The record is from RefSeq and is a predicted model, not a curated record. Lineage: Eukaryota; Metazoa; Chordata; Amphibia; Anura; Pipidae. The transcript is spliced from 4 exons. Bases 243 to 1100 code for a protein of 285 amino acids.
UUAUUCACAAUUUGUUUAGUGUCCCAACUUUUUUGGAAUCCGGUUUGUAUAAUCACACAUAUCCAAGUCACAGCACCAAGUUAUUUUACUUGAAUUUUACUGCUCUGUAAGUUUGGGCUGUGUGGGGGUUUCAUGUGUUUGUGUUACUUUUACUUUCACAUUCCCUAUAUAUAAAGGCACCGUCUCUCUCAGCUCUGCGUCUAUUCACCUCGGGGCACAGAGUCCGGUUACUGGGAAGGAAAAUGGAUGAAAUCACUCGACUGACAGAUUCAAUUAAAAACCUCAACCUGACUGACUGCACCACAAAGAACCAGGGCUACGACCGGGUCCUCCUCCAGCUCUUUGGGUUUUUGGGACACGGCAAAUCCUCCUUCAUCAACACCUGCAAGUACGUCUUGGAAGAUGGCGAGUACCAGAACUAUACAGACUCCAAAAAUUCAGAAGGCGGCGACACUAAAACCAGAGUAACGUUUCCGCUGACCGACACCCUGACGCUGGUGGACAACCGCGGCUGCUCAGCGAUGAACGAUUAUGAGACGGCAGAAAUAUUUGCUCAGCUUGCCAACUUGUUGCCCCUGGAUAAGGGAGUAAAUUGGAGCAAAGGAUUUGGGCUCACAGAAAGAAUUAUAGAUGCUGAGGCAGAUGUAAAAUCAUCUGACUUUAUCUACCCCAUCUUUGUGUUCAGUGUAAAGCAAGGACUGCCCAACGAGGAGAUGCCAAUGAUAAAAGAGCUGCUUGAAACGGCCAGAGACCUGACAGAAAUCUUUCCUAUUGUGGUUCUAACCCAUAAGACCAGUGGGAAUCUGAGAGAAAUGAAGGAAAAGUUUGAAAACAUGGGGGCGGAGCAAAUCUUUGCCCUUGAAAAUUUCACCCCAGAAGAUUGCAUCAAAACCAAAGGGAGGCACGAGGAGGUGCUGAAUAUUUUCUGUGAAAUUAUCAAAGAUAUAGAGUUUUCCUUGGAGAGAAUGGGGGAUCCAGAGAAAAAGAGACAAGGAAGGAAGAAAAAGGUGCUCAAGUUCAUUCAUGAGAGGGAAGUAAAGAAUAAAGAUCAGGAGUUGCAAAGGCAGCAAAUGCAGCUCAAGUUCAUGAGAAGGAAAUGAAGAAGAAAGAGGAGGAGCUGCAAAAGCAGCGAAUGCAAGAAAAGACGCUGCAGGAAGAAACAAAAAAAAUUGAAAAACCACCUAUCCCACCACCAUGUACUGUAUCAUAAACCUGAUGGAGUGUUGCUUUCCAGGCCCCCCUGAAUGAGCUACAAAGGCAGAAAAUUUGUGCCUGAAAACUUUGUGUAACGCUUAAUAAAGUUGUUUCAGUAGAAGAAAUAAUUUGCUGAUAUUCUUACAGGUUACUGUAGUAUUUAGGGUGGUGUAACCUACUGCAUUUUCAUUAGGUCUCUCCUGCAGCAUCGAUUCUUAGCUUGAAUAAAAAAUGGAAACUCCCAGUA